Molecule: messenger RNA, 1562 nt
Organism: Tilletiaria anomala UBC 951
Lineage: Eukaryota; Fungi; Basidiomycota; Exobasidiomycetes; Georgefischeriales; Tilletiariaceae
Exons: 6
Coding region: 355-1398 (347 amino acids)
Source: RefSeq, a predicted model, not a curated record
GUUGGCCAGGGUGGCACUGCGCCGCGGUGAGCUGACUCCCGUUGUGUGAGAGCGCACAGCGGCACAGCUUCCCUCAAGCUUAUUAUUAUUGCUCGCCCCAGCCGGCCACCGCCGCGCCGCAGCUGCUGAUCAUCACCCACAGACACCGGUAGAUAGCUCUCACAAAGGAUACGGGCUCUCACUUUGACCUCGUACACGUCUCCAGACAAGCACAGCCGUCGCCAGAACAGCGGGGUUAGCAUUGGUGUUGACACCCUUUCCCCAGAAAUUGGACUGCCUCUUAACGGAUCUGAGGACGAAAGACCAGACGAAGAAAACGCUUCCUCUCUUGCGAAGCACUAGCACAAGUCCAUCAUGCCGAUCCUCAACGUCCAUACGGGGUCGCUUCCUUCCUUCGCGCUGCGGAUGAAACAGGACGACACGCUCAAGAGCAUACGCAGCCGGUGCGCCAAGAAGAUCAACCUCUCCCUGGAGGACGGCAUCCCGCUCGUCCUCUGGUACAGAUGGCAGCAGCAGCUGUACACUCUUGAAGAUGACGAUGACUGGGAGAUCUUUGCUGACCGCUUCAGCUCCAGCCACGAGGCUGAUCUCUAUCUGGAAUCGCCUGAGAUCCCAUCCGCUGGCUCUCACGCGGAUGCUCCCAUCGAGGACGGCCGCAUCGGGUCGGUGCAGAACGAGUCCACACCCGUCGCGCGCACCGCUGACCGCGGCGCCAAGGGGACUGCCGUGUCGACCCACCGCGCGCCGCCCAACCCGGUCGCUUCGCUCGAGGAGCACACCGAAGCCGGCGGCGUUACUGGCGGUGGCCGCGACUCGAUCCUGUACCCACCUCCGCGCGAGGCAGCGCCUGCGCCUGGCUGGAGCAAGCCCGUCGUACCCGAGGCGCCGCUGCGCAAUGCAGCCGAAGACGCGAUGAGCCUUCGCUCGCGCAAGACGAUGCAGACGCAGCAGACCGCCACACCCAGGCAUAAGAUUGCGUUCCAGGAGUUCCACUCGCAGCUCGGUGUCCGCCUGCUGCGCGGCAGCAUCGGACCUGUUUCGGACGUGCCGAUGAUGCUCAAGGAGGGAUACCGCCACGUCUACGUCUCUCGCUCAUUUGCGCUCGCCCACGGGUUCAUUCCAAAGGACACGCGACCUGGGUCGUACGGUUUCAACGGCAUCACCAACCUCGGCAAGUGGCCCGUCCAAAUAGGCAGCAAGGCCGUCAGCUGCGUCAUCUACCUUGCAGAAGACUCGUACUUCCCGGUCAUUCUAGGGCGUUCGUUCCAGGAAAAGAGGGGUGUCAAAACCGAUCCGAUCGACCCGGCGAGCAUCCAGUUCCUCGAUAACAACGAGUACGCCGAUGUCGAGAUCGUCGUCGUGCGUGACGAGCAUGGACAGCCGGUCGUCAUCCCAUGACAAGCAGCUUCGAAGCCGAAGGGGAGAUGCGAUGCGCCAAGGGCCCUUGUUUCUUUCGUGUCCCUCUCCGUGAAUCUUCCAUUUAUCUUGCAACUGGGCGUAGCGCGCUUACGAAGAAGUGAGAAUCGAUAAUGUAUUGUGUAGCGACUAUGGAAAGAAUGAAC